CAGCGUGAUAAAAAUGUUUUAAAUCAAAAAGUGUUAAUUAAAGCCAAAAUCAAAAUCAAUGCGCCUGUGGACGGUGACGGCUCGAGAUCGUGCGCGUGAACGAAUAUUAACACAGCAGUCAAAUCAAGCAAACGAAAGAACAAACAAAUUUAUUGAACAGCAGCGGCGUGCGUGAGUGUCGAGAAGAGUGAAGUUUGCAUAUAUUUUGUGUUUAUGUUCUACCUGACAUUCGUGAAUGUAGCCACAAAGUGGACGAGCCGAGAAAUCACGGCCCAAAGCAAAUAAACAAGAAUCGUAAAAAGUGCGGCCAUAAAACGCAGUCUCGCUGCGGGCAUCAUCGUCCGUAAAUUAAUCAAAAUCAAAAAGUUGCGUUGUGGCCAAAGAAAUACAAACUGCUGGACAGGCAGCGGCGGCAGCAGCAGCUUCCCCCAAUUCGACAGUAACCAAACAAGUAAACUCCAAAAGCUGGCUAAACGGCAGCGCCAUGGAUGAUGAGUUCAAACUCUGCUGGAAGAACUUCCAAGAAAACAUUGCCAGCGGAUUCCAGAACCUCUACGAUCGUGGGGAUCUCGUGGACGUGACCUUGGCCUGCGACGGCAAGCUGCUGCAGGCGCACAAGAUAGUCCUGGCCAUUUGCAGUCCCUACUUCCAGGAGAUCUUCACCAGCAAUCCCUGCCGGCAUCCAAUAAUCAUACUCAAAGAUGUGAGCUUCAACAUAAUGCUGGAACUGUUGGAGUUCAUGUACCAGGGAGUGGUGAAUGUGAAGCACACGGAGCUGCAGUCGUUCAUGAAGAUUGGACAGCUGCUGCAGAUCAAGGGCCUGGCCACCAAUUCCAAUGCCUCGCCGGCGUCCAGUGCAUCGGAGAAGUCUGCUAGUCAACCGCCCAACCAUGGCCAGGGGGACGAGUCGUCAUCGCUCAGUAAUACCCACAAUAACAGCCACAGCAAUAACCAUCACAACUCCAGCAACAGCACCGCCAACAACAGCAGCAGCAGCAACAGCAACAAUAACAAUAACAAUAACAUCACGAAUAACAGCAGCAGUAGCUCUAACAGCAAACCGGAUGCGGAGCACAGUGAAGCCAAGGGCCAGAGCACGCAGAGCAACUCGCGGACCACAUCGCCAGGCGGUGCCAGCAGAGCCUCCAGCGAUGCCAGCCACCUGUAUGCCCUGAACAAGCGACCAGCCCCGUCGGACUUCAGCAACGACUCCCUGUCCAUCUACUCGGGCAAGCAGCUGCGGCGCUCCAUGAAGGAGCAGCACGAGAGCAGCAGCGACAAUUUGGAUAAUGGCGCCAACCUGGAGAACCCCCUGAACACGGAGGAGUUCUUCCUGCCCCCGAUUCCACACCUUUCGCUGGCCGAACCCCGAUACGACCUGGGGGGACUCAAGCGGGAACAGGAUGGCCAUCAUGGACCGGGUGGCGGUGGAAGCGGCGGCGGCGGCAGUCUCAGCUCCUCGGCCUCCUCCUCGACGGCAGUCAACUCGCUGCGCAAUCCGUUUGGGCCGGCCUUCAAUCUGGACUAUAACUUCUACAAGCCGAGCGGCAACCAAGGCGGGCCGAGUGGCAGCUCCAAUAAUGCGGCACCUGGUGGCAUCAGCAACAAUGGACCAUCCUCUGGCCUCGGCCCCGGCCACGAAUACCCCAAUGAGCUCUACAUGCCCAAUGAUUACUCCAAGAACUUUGCCAAUCAUAUGGACAUUCCGUCAAAUGGCAGCAAUAUGGUGAUGCUGUCCACCACCUCGCUGCUCCAUGGCAACUGCGUGUUCAAUCGCAACAACACGGUGGCCACGCAGCAGGGCAUGAAGACCUACUGGCUGUGCAAGUCCUACCGGAUCAGCAUGUGCCGGGCCCGCUGCAUCACCCACCUCGGCCGAAUAAUCUCCGCCACGGGCGUCCACAACCACACGCCCCAUAUGCGCGGCAGCCAGGGGGCGGCUGCAGCAGCACCCGCCACGGCGGGCAGUGGCGGCACUCCUCCAGUGACGGUCUCGCUGGCGUCCCUACCGAAUCAUAAUCAGCCCGGCGGCUACUCCAUUGCGGACGGGAGUCACAUUGGAGCGGAUCUGAACCACAGCGUUGCCCCUGCCAGUAGUCGGCUGGGCGCGGCCGGCAACAUGUUUGCCAAUCAGACGCCACCGCCGGCGGCAGCCUCACAUCAUCACCAUCACCUGGGCCAGCCGCUGCCCAACCUUCUGGUGCAGCAUCAUCCGACGGCGACGCAUAUGGAGCAGCACAGCGGCAUGGGGAGUGGAGCGCCGCCCUCGAAUAUCAUGCACAAUCCCAACCUGAUGCAUCUGCCCAUGCAGUCGCAAGCCCAUCACCACCACCAACAGCAGCAGCAACAGCAGCACUCUCCACACACCCACCAUGCGGCAGGAGCCCCGCCACCGCCUCCGUCCCAGCAUCAUCUAGAGCUGGGAGGGGGACAUGGCGUGCUCCUCUCACCCGCUCAUAUGCAGCAGAGUCCGCUGUCGAAUCGAAGCAGCCACUCCAUGCAUGCCCAGGAGUCGCCGCUGGGCAUGAAGAGUCCGCCCCCACCGCCCGUAGAGGAGCAACAGCAGCAGCAACAACAGCAGCAGCGAGUGGACAUCAGCUCGAGUGCCGACGGGUCGGCGGAGAGUGCCGCCCCGGGUACGGCGCAUGUCAUCAACUCCAUUACGAUAUCCCCCAGCAGCAGGCACAGCUUCAAGAUGGAGAACAUGUAAGGGCAUGCAGGCCUUGCGCUGGGC
This is a messenger RNA of Drosophila obscura, 2734 nucleotides long. Its product is annotated as protein abrupt. NCBI's taxonomy places the organism in Eukaryota, Metazoa, Arthropoda, Insecta, Diptera, Drosophilidae. Gene Ontology annotation, cellular component: nucleus. Gene Ontology annotation, biological process: regulation of transcription by RNA polymerase II. Gene Ontology annotation, molecular function: protein binding. The coding region runs from base 485 to 2710 and encodes 741 amino acids. The record is from RefSeq and is a predicted model, not a curated record. The transcript has 3 exons.